This is a messenger RNA of Pecten maximus, 1572 nucleotides long. Its product is annotated as C-factor-like. The record is from RefSeq and is a predicted model, not a curated record. NCBI's taxonomy places the organism in Eukaryota, Metazoa, Mollusca, Bivalvia, Pectinida, Pectinidae.
CUGGAAGCAAGCCUUGCAGUAAGGAAAGGAGGGAGAGAGAAGUACCUAAUAUAUUUAACAUGUAGCAGACAAUUUGACCAAAUUUUGACCACCUGAUAAGAUUCCAGAGAUACCAACAAGGUGAAGGUAGCCUUAUAUCAGAGAGAGAGAAGGGAUUACCGUCAGGAGAUUGUUGUCUGAUCGGAGAGAGAUGGGGAAGACAGAAGAACAUCAGGAGAAGAUUUGCAGUUGACAUAAGGAUGCUGACUUCAUUCAGUCCUUGGAAACACUAGAUACAGUAUUGAUCAGACAGAAUGGCUUCAGUUGUGUCUCUCAUCCAAGGGGCUAGCCGAGGAAUUGGCCUACAGUUCUGUAAAACAAUACUUAAACGUCAUCCAAGUAGCAUUGUGAUAGCAACAUGUCGUCAACCAAACAAUUCAACAGAACUUCAGCAACUGAAAGCGGAGAAUCCAGACCGGUUAGAUCUGUGUGUGUUAGACAUCACCAAAGAUGAACAAAUUGAAAACGUGGCAAAAUUUACUCAAGAAAAAUAUGGGAAGUUAGACUUGCUUAUCAACAGUGCUGGAAUGCUUCAUUCAAGUGGGAGAGGAGAAACAAGCUUACGGGAAAUCUCUAGAAAGGGUCUCAUUGAAACUUUGGAUACAAAUACUGUUGGACCUUUGCUGAUGGCUACAUUUGCCCCACUCCUCAAGUCAGGAACUGGUUAUUUUGGAAUGAAGUCACCUGAUUCUAAAAAGAAGCACUCCUCAAUUCUAGUCAACAUGUCCGCCAAAGUGGGAUCAAUCACAGAUAAUCAGCUUGGAGGAUGGUACAGUUAUCGGAUGUCCAAAGCUGCCCUGAACAUGUGUACUAAAAACCUGAGUAUAGAAUUAGGCAGAGGCAGCAAAUCUGUCAUAUGUGUUUCUCUCCACCCUGGGACCGUUGACACGGACUUAUCACGACCCUACCACAAAAAUGUGUCAAAGUUAUUCACUACGGAAUACAGUGUUGACUGUCUGAUGGACAUUGUGGAAAGUCUGACAACUUCAGACACCGGAAAGUUUUUUCUCUAUGAUAGAACACUUUUUCCUUUUUAGAUGCAAUUAAAUCUGUUCAAUCUGAGACUAUGUAACAUAGAGAUCAGUUCAAAUUACAGAAUUGGAGAUAACACUUUACUAUGUAUAAUCUAAUGGGAAGUUGUUCCAUAAGUUAAGAUCUCAUCAGCACUUUCUGAGAAAUAACAAUGUUGUGUCAGGCCGUGAAUACAUUAUCAUGGUCAGCAGAAGCACAGGCAUUAAAUUAGUCCAAAUAUCAAAUAUAUUUUCUCUGAGUCGAUUGCUAAAUAAAGAUAUAUAUAAUUUAAUCUGAUGUGGAUCUAUAGAAGCCAACACAUUGUGAUUGGUCAGUUACUCCUUACUACCACUUGUCAUUUUCAAUUUUUUGCAAGUGUUAAUUGUUACAAUUAAAUUUAUUUAUGACAUAGACAUAAUUACAAACAGUAACUAUGUCUAACACAUUUUGUGACAUAUUUGCAUAUUUUUGUUUACAUUGAAAAUUAAUCUACAUAGAAAAUAAAUUUAUUUGAUAUCGGCA